AUGAGGCGGCGCCCUGUGGCGGGCAUCCUCCCAGAUCAAAUGGAGAAAUCAACAACCAAAACUCAAACCUCCCGAAUCUGCUUCCUCGCUGUCCUCACCGCUUUCUUCUGGCUCUUACUCCUUUACUUCCAUUUCAUCAUCCUCCCCCAACAAGAUCAACAUCAAUCCACCAUAACCGCCACCGUAAACCACCAACUAAUCCCUCUCAAACACCAACCACCACCACAAUUCAAGACUCCUCCAAGGAAGAACUAUGGGUUCCCUAAUAAGUCAACACUACAGCUUCAAUCACAAACCCCUCCCAAAUCCAACUUCCCCUUCACAAAAGCACUCGCAACUUCCAACAAUAAAACCGAUCCAUGUGGAGGAAGAUACAUUUACGUCCAUGAUCUUCCUUCCAGGUUCAACCAAGACAUGUUACGAGACUGCAAAACAUUGUCUCUCUGGACCAACAUGUGCAAGUUCACCACCAAUGCAGGUCUUGGUCCGCCUCUCGAAAACAUUGACGGAGUCUUCUCCGAUAAAGGCUGGUACGCUACUAACCAAUUCGCUGUUGAUGUCAUUUUCGCCAAUAGAAUGAAACAGUAUGAAUGCUUGACUAAAGACUCUUCCAUUGCUGCUGCUGUGUUUGUGCCGUUUUACGCUGGCUUUGACAUUGCUCGUUAUCUUUGGGGUUAUAAUAUUUCUAUGAGAGAUGCUGCUUCGCUUGAUCUUGUUGAUUGGUUGACCAAGCGGCCCCAGUGGGGGAUCAUGAACGGGAGAGAUCAUUUUCUUGUUGCGGGUAGGAUAACUUGGGAUUUUAGGAGAUUGUCUGAGGAGGAAUCGGAUUGGGGGAACAAGCUUUUGUUUUUACCAGCUGCUAAGAAUAUGUCUAUGCUUGUUGUUGAAUCUAGUCCUUGGAAUGCGAAUGAUUUUGGGAUUCCUUAUCCUACUUAUUUCCAUCCUGCAAAAGAUGAGGAUGUGUUUCUUUGGCAGGAGAGGAUGAGGAAGUUGGAGAGGAAAUGGCUUUUUUCUUUUGCAGGUGCGCCGCGUCCGGGUAACGCGAAAUCAAUUAGGGGUCAGAUAAUUGAGCAAUGUAGGAGUUCUAAGGGGGAUUCUUAUACUAGAAGAUCUGCUUUUGAUUCAAUGCUUGCUGGUUGUAUACCUGUGUUUUUCCAUCCGGGUUCCGCGUAUACGCAAUAUACCUGGCAUCUACCUAAGGAUUAUACUAAGUAUUCUGUAUUCAUUCCCGAGGAUGAUAUUCGAAAGAAGAGUGUUACUAUAGAGCAGAGGCUUAGGCAGAUACCUGAGGAGCAAGUGAGGGUCAUGAGAGAGAAGGUUACCAAUUUGAGGAAGGAUAUCAUUGAAGGUCGCACCGACGAAAACUUCAUUGAGGAGAAUAGUUGGAAAUAUGCACUGUUGGAUGAGGGACAGCGUGAAGUAGGGCUUCAUGAAUGGGAUCCUUUCUUCUCUAAACCUAAGGGGGGAAAUGGCGAAUCCACUGAUUCCUCUGCUGAAGCUGCGAAAAAUUCUUGGAAAAAUGAGCAAAGAACUCAAUAA
Molecule: messenger RNA, 1539 nt
Organism: Vicia faba (fava bean)
Lineage: Eukaryota; Viridiplantae; Streptophyta; Magnoliopsida; Fabales; Fabaceae
Source: the annotation of a GenBank genome assembly